This is a messenger RNA of Ambispora gerdemannii, 345 nucleotides long. The record is from the annotation of a GenBank genome assembly. Lineage: Eukaryota; Fungi; Glomeromycota; Glomeromycetes; Archaeosporales; Ambisporaceae.
AUGGAAAAAAGAAAAAUCACUCUUAUUUCAUUUCUCAUUGCCAUAUCAGUGAUACUAUCAAAUUCCUUUUCUUUUUCAAUUCCGAUUAAAACUUCCAACAUUGUUAUUGGUUCCGACGUUGUUGAUCCCGACGUUGUUGGUCCUGGUAGAUAUAUCGAUCCUUGUCCUAUCGUUACGGUGUAUGAUGAUUCUUUUAUGCAUGAUUUCUGUCUUCGACCAAAGCCAAUUCCUCCAUCAGAUGAUGCGGUUUCAGUUGGGAAGGCUUCACCUGGAGCUGGGGUGACUUCAGGUGGAGUUGUGGUAACUUCAGAUGAAACUGGGGGGACGUCAGUUACGAUUACUUAA